This is a messenger RNA of Ostreococcus tauri, 987 nucleotides long. RefSeq names its product G-patch domain. Gene Ontology annotation, molecular function: nucleic acid binding. The coding region runs from base 1 to 987 and encodes 328 amino acids. The transcript has a single exon. Lineage: Eukaryota; Viridiplantae; Chlorophyta; Mamiellophyceae; Mamiellales; Bathycoccaceae. The record is from RefSeq and is a predicted model, not a curated record.
AUGUUCGCCGCGCUCGCCGCGAGCGAGGACGACGACGACGGCGACCUCUGUUCCGUCGACGAUCGAUACCGCGACGCCCAGAGCGCGUCGUCCUCGUCCUCGAGCUCGAGCGCUGUGGAAGAAGACAACAGUUCCUCGAGCGACGACGACGACGACGACGACGACGACGCGCCGCUCUGGCGCUGGUCCACCGGCCGCGACGAUGGCGUUGAUCGUCGCGUCGAUGGUCAGCGCGCGUCGAGACCGAAGCUCGCCCCGGGGGAGAAGAGGACGCUGCGGAAGUUGAGCGUCGCGACGAAGCGCGCGAAACGCGCGCGCAGGGACGGAUUCGACCCGAGGGAUGCGUUGGAGGUCAUGCGCGCGGUCGUGGAGAGCGGAAAAAGUGUGCGAAUCGUGUGCGCGAAGCGAGGGUGGGUGGCGAAGGCGCAGGGACGGGUGAUAGGUAGACUCGCGCGGGCGCUCGGCGUACGCGCCGAGUCGCGCGCGAGAGCAAAGCGGAAAACGUACGUCAUCGAACGCGUCGACGGUGAGAGCGAGAUUCCGAGCGAUGGGAGCGAGAAGAUGCUAGAGAUCGAGAGCGUGUGCGCGGCGCCGAUGACGCGAGAGGAAUAUCUCGCGAGCGACGAACGGCGGGCGCGUCUGGAGAAGCGCUCCGCCGGUCUGCAAAAGCAGCGCGGUCGGAAAAAGGAUCGAGGACGUCGAUGGAGGUACGAAGACGACGAGACAUCGAAACGAGACGAUGUUAUCGAUUUUGAGCGCGAGCGAAUCGAUUCAACCCGCGUCGGCGGAGAAUCGACGCCAUCCGCGGCGGGACGGUCGGCGUCCGACGGUAUGGGUGCCUUUGAGGCGCACACGCGAGGCUUUGGAAGUAGAAUUCUCGCGCGAUUUGGAUUCAAACCGGGAUCAGGUUUGGGCCGAGAAAAUCAAGGCAUCGUCGAACCUCUGAGCGCGGAGACGAGGGCGAAGCGCGCCGGUCUCGGGGCGUAG